Mus caroli (Ryukyu mouse) is the source of this 2958-nucleotide messenger RNA. NCBI's taxonomy places the organism in Eukaryota, Metazoa, Chordata, Mammalia, Rodentia, Muridae. The record is from RefSeq and is a predicted model, not a curated record.
GGGCGCGCUUGAGAGCGGUCUAAAGCGGCAGUGGAGGGAGCUCGGCGAUGGGGAGCGGCGGUGUGAUCCAUUGUAGGUGUGCCAAGUGUUUCUGUUAUCCUACUAAACGAAGAAUCAAAAGAAGACCCAGAAACUUAACCAUCUUGAGUCUCCCAGAAGAUGUACUCUUUCAUAUCCUGAAAUGGCUUUCUGUUGGGGACAUCCUUGCUGUCCGAGCUGUCCACUCCCACCUCAAGUACCUGGUGGACAACCAUGCCAGUGUGUGGGCAUCUGCCAGCUUCCAGGAGCUGUGGCCUUCUCCACAGAACCUGAAGCUCUUUGAAAGGGCUGCUGAAAAGGGAAAUUUUGAAGCUGCUGUGAAGUUGGGGAUUGCCUACCUCUACAAUGAAGGCUUGUCUGUGUCAGAUGAGGCCUGCGCAGAAGUGAACGGCUUGAAGGCCUCUCGCUUCUUCAGCAUGGCUGAGAGACUGAAUACGGGUUCUGAGCCCUUCAUCUGGCUCUUCAUCCGCCCACCGUGGUCAGUGUCUGGAAGCUGCUGCAAGGCUGUGGUUCAUGACAGCCUCCGGGCGGAGUGUCAGUUACAGAGAAGUCAUAAAGCUUCCAUACUACACUGCUUGGGAAGGGUGCUAAAUCUUUUUGAGGACGAAGAGAAAAGGAAGCAGGCGCGAGGCCUUUUGGAAGAGUCUUCUCGUCAGGGAUGCUUAAUCAGCUCAUACCUCCUUUGGGAAAGUGACAGGAAGGUGGAUCUGGCUUUGGCCAAAGCCUGUGCAGGUGGAAGCCAGCUUGGACUGGAAGGGAAGGCCUGCAGUGAGUCGGUCUGCCAGCUCUUCCAGGCCUCCCAGGCUAUCAACAAGCAGCAGAUAUUCUCUGUGCAGAAGGGGCUCAGCGACACCAUGAGGUACAUUCUAAUCGACUGGUUGGUGGAAGUUGCCACAAUGAAGGACUUUACAAGCCUGUGUCUUCACCUGACUGUGGAGUGUGUAGACCGGUACCUGCGAAGGAGGCUGGUCCCCAGAUACAAGCUGCAGCUCUUGGGUAUUGCCUGCAUGGUCAUCUGUACCCGGUUCAUCAGCAAAGAGAUUCUGACGAUUAGAGAGGCUGUGUGGCUCACAGACAACACAUAUAAAUAUGAGGACUUGGUACGAGUGAUGGGGGAGAUCAUCUCCGCCCUGGAAGGGAAGAUUCGGAUCCCUACCGUGGUUGACUAUAAAGAGGUCCUGCUGACACUGGUCCCCGUCGCACCCAGAACCCAGCACCUGUGCAGCUUCCUCUGUGAGCUCACCCUGCUGCACACCAGCCUGUCCAUCUAUGCCCCAGCCCGCCUGGCCUCUGCAGCCCUUCUCCUGGCCAGACUCAUGCAUGGGCAGACACAGCCCUGGACCACUCAGCUGUGGGACCUCACUGGGUUCUCCUACAGUGACCUCGUACCCUGUGUCCUGAGCCUUCAUAAGAAGUGUUUCCAUGAUGAUGCACCCAAAGACUACAGACAAGUCUCUCUGACGGCCGUGAAGCAGCGGUUUGAGGAUAAGUGCUAUGAGGAAAUCAGCCAGGAAGAGGUGCUGAGCUAUGCUGCAUUGUGCAGUGCAUUAGGAGUAAAACAGGAAAGCCCAGAGCCCCCAUCUUUCCCUAGCUCGGAGAUCCACACCUUCCUCAGCUCGCCGUCUGGAAGGAGGAGCAAACGGAAGCGAGAGAACAGCCUUCAGGAGGACAGAGGCAGCUUUGUCACCACACCCACCGCAGAGCUAUCGAAUCAGGAGGAGACAUUGCUAGGCAGCCUUCUGGACUGGAGCCUGGAGUGCUGCUCUGGCUAUGAGGGAGACCAGGAGAGCGAAGGCGAGAAGGAGGGUGAUGUCACAGCUCCCAGCAGACUCCUUGAUGUCACCGUGGUCUACCUGAACCCAGAAGAACAUUGCUGCCAGGAGUCCAGUGAUGAGGAGGCCUGGCCAGAGGACAAGAUCUACCCAGCACCAGGCACCCAGGCACCUCCAGCCUCAGCUCCCAGGCCCCUUCUCUGCAAUCGGGGAGAUCGGGCCAAGGACAUUACGACCUCCGGAUACUCCUCUGUUAGCAGCUCCAGUCCCAUAAGCUCCCUGGAUGGUGGCAUGGGGGGCUCUCCCCAAUCUACCUCAGUGCUCUCUGUGGGCAGCCACUCAAGCACAAAGCCUUGCCACCAUCAGGCCAAGAAGUCAUGUUUACAGUGUCGUCCCCCAAAUUCCCCAGAGAGCGGUGUUCACCAGCAGCCGGUAAAGCGCCAAAACCUGUCUGUACACAGUGACAAGGACACGAACCUGGCUUCCUGAAGCUCUGAGUGUGUUAGCCUUCACCAUGGUGAAUGUUUACUGAGGGAGGGCUGCUGUUGUUCUAGGACACUGCCUAUGGGUACUGUGUAGAUCCUUAGGGGAGUUCAGUGCAAGCUGUCAGGACAUUGAGCUCGGUGACCAGCUCAGCCUCUCCGUGUCGGACAGCAGCCACCCAGCUGUCAUGCGCACCUGUGAAACCCAUCCCUGUCUACCCUUCUGUGUCCUGCUGUCUCUGGGAGCAUGAGCCUCUGUGUUGGCAUUCACUUUCUGAGGCCAGGAGCUGACAGCCUCCUUGGAAUACUAGCGGCCCAGGUGGCCUAACACAGUUCAAACCCUUGCUGGCAAGUCUUGUUUUAGACCAGUGGGGAGCUCUCAAGUGAAGACAGCACUCUCCUCCCACACCCCUUCCGCCUAGGGAGCCUGUGUCCCUGCAUAUCAGUGUUGACUGUAGCCUAAUGGUGUAUGAGGCCCUUAAAGCUGGGGUUGCAGGUGUCCCUGUCCCUCCCAAAGUGGUUUGUCUGUGUCCCAUUAUAUCCAUGUGACCGUAUCUCUGCACUGAAUUUGGAGGCCAUUCUUUGCCUGUCUUUAUUUCUACAUUUCUUCUAAUGGGGAAAAAAAGGAAGCAUUUGAAAUAGAGGGUAUUGAAUAAAAAGAUAAC